AAUAGUUUUAUUUUAUGGUUUAUGCUUCUAUAUGGCUACUCGCACCGCCCUCCUAAUCUAUGUACUGCCCCCAACUUGGCUCACCCGCGGGUUCAUGGGUCCUUCCAAGACUCUUGCUGUCGUCUGUCGCGUGGCGGUCGCUGGUCUCCUCGACCCGAUCGACCUUCCGACUCUCGAUGAUCUCCCUGUGUGUGGGUGGCCAGAGAACUUCUCAAACAUCCGAUAAACUUAAAUAUCUCUUCUCAUUCAAAAAAUCAAGUGCUUAGUGUUUCAGCUGUCCAGUUCGUUCUAUUUACUCGCACUGGAAAACACAGCACUGUGAUCUGGUUUUCCCCAAAACGAGUACGAGUACGAGUAAUACUGUGUGUUCCAGAAAAUAAAAUAGUUAUAAAAUAUGGCUAACGAAGAGGAAGAGCCGGAGGUCCUGUCCUGGCCAAAGAAGUUUCUUUUGAUAUUAUGGAAAAAUAUAUGUGUGCUGUUGGGACGCAAAUGCCAGUUGGCUUGUUUAAUAAUAAUUUCUCUUUUAAUACCGCUGGUGCCCUUGAUAGUGAGGACUGAAUCCUCAGCAAUCAUUCCAGAUGAAUUUUUUAACCCCAAGGAUGAAUACGGAUUAAUCCUUUGUUACUCGCCGCAAAAUCCAAUUCUUGACAUGAUUGUCAGAGGGGAACCCACCGUUCCCUCUGUUGAAUCUGACGAAACUUUGAUCUAUGUUGAGGGCUUUGUCGAUGCCAAGGCCUUGGAGGAAACGCUCGAAAAAAAUAUCACGUACAGGGGUGGGUUCGGUAUAGAGUUUCCCGAGGAGUGGUCCGAUAUAACCGAGGUGCCGCAAAGAUUCCGGUUUGCUCUGCGCUUUCCCGUUAGCAGCGCAGAGCAUUUUAGUGUGAAUCUCCUGAUAUCACAGAACACAGUACAAAGGAAAUACCAAAGAAGUGGCUUUCUGCUUCUUCAGACGAAAAUCAGCCUACGGUAUCUGCAGAUGAAGAAUACGACUCAAAAUGUGAGUCCACCAACACUCGAGAAACUAUAUGAAGAUGUAGAAAUGAAACUAGAAGUUUUUUUUGUUAUAUUAUUAAUGUGUGUGUUCCUAUGCCCGUUUACAUUGGACGUUAAGAACAUUGUCGAGGAAAAGGAGCUUCAGCUGAAGGACAUGUUGAACAUCAUCGACGUAAGCAACUCGCUCCAAUGGCUGGCCUGGUAUGUCAAGUCCAUGAUAGUUUUAUUCAUAGUAUCGCUUAUUAUUACGAUUUUUUGGACGGGGAUCGAUCUGCCCACCUCCGAGUACGGAGGACCUUUUACCGGAAUGCCCGCUCUCCCGCACACCGACUGGUCGGUCUUCCUGUUCUAUCUGCUUGUGUGCAGCCACUGUUUCAUAUGCUUUGGCUUCCUGGUCAGCUCCUUCUUUGCGCGCAGCAACUGGUGUGGCAUCAUUGCCGCCCUUCUGUUCAUAGCCAGCUCUUUGCCCAAUUUUGUCACUGACCAUGACAGUACUGGGACGCUGGUGAACAUGCUGUGCAGCAUUUUCGUUGUGUCGGCCAUGAACAUGGUCAUGGAUCGCAUUAACCUAUGGGAGCAGGCGGGCCUGGGCCUGCAGUGGGGCAAUCUCUUUGAGACGUCGUGGCUCCGCGACAGCAUAAGCGUGGGGGCGAUCCUAACGAUCAUGCUGCUGUUCAGCCUGAUCUCGGUCCUCAUCUGCCUGUACAUGGAGCGGGUGAGGCCUGGGGAGUUUGGCACGCCACAGCCGUGGUAUUUCCCGUGCACCAAGCACUUCUGGUGUCCGGCCAAGCACACUGUCCGACGAGCACUAUCCCCGCCCGGGCUCUUCCCUGUCCAACCCAAUGACGAGGAGCGACCUUCGGGUCAGUUCGUGGAAGGUAAGCCCUCCAAGUUCGUCGAUGCCAGCGCCAAAGGCAAAACCCCUGGUGUACAAAUCAAAAAUCUCAGCAAAAGCUUUGGCAAGCGACAGGUGGUCGCCGGCCUCACAUUCGAUUUGUUUGAGAACGAGAUCAUGGUGCUCCUGGGACACAAUGGCGCUGGAAAGACCACGACCAUACAAAUGUUGACGGGUACCAUUCCACCCAGCUCCGGCACGGCGAUCAUCAAUGGCUACGACAUACAAACCGAACACCUCCAGGCCCGUCGCUCCUUGGGCAUUUGUCCGCAGAGUAGCGUCUUCUUUGGUGGUUUAAGUGUGGCCAGUCACCUUCGCUUCUACAGCCGCCUCAGAGGCCUGAAGGGGGCAGCGGUCAAACAGGAGGUGGAUAAAUACCUACAGAAGCUUAGCCUAAAGGAAAAGGCCUCCAGCUCGGCCAGAAGCCUCUCUGGCGGCACCCAGCGACGGCUCGCCCUGGCCUGUGCCCUGUGCGGCAACGUCAAGGUUCUGUUCUGCGACGAGCCCAGUUCGGGUCUGGAUCCCAACUCGCGGCUCGAACUAUGGAAGCUGUUGCUGGACGAGAAGCAGGGACGCACCAUUCUGCUCACCACACACCAAAUGGACGAGGGCGAGGUACUGGCCGACCGCAUUGCCAUCAUAAGCGAUGGCCGGCUCCGUUGCCUGGGCUCGCUGGCGUUCCUCAAGAAACAGAACGAGACCAGCUAUCUGCUCACCUGCGAGAAGGGCCCCAACUGCAAUGUGUCCAGGUUGACCCAACUGAUAGCCGGCCACGUGCCCAACACGCUUCCCCAAAGUAACAUUGGAUCAGAUGUCUCCUAUCGAUUGCCGCACCGCUAUCUGGGAUCCUUUGGGUCACUCUUCAGCGACUUGGAGCAGGAGAAGGAGCAGCUGGAUGUUGUGGGAUUCGGUCUUAGCUCCACCAGUCUGGCAGAAAUAUUUAUGACGCACGGUGCAGAAGAUCUUGGGCGCGGUGGGGGUCGCACUAGCGGCGGUGGCAGCGGUGGCUCAGAUGUGCAGAGGCAGAGACAGAGCCAAAGUCAGAGCCAGAGACAGAGUCCGGAACAGAGCCAUCGUCCAAACUGUUGCCAGCGGUUCUUGGGCCAGUGGGAGGCCAUGUUGCUGAAGAAGCUGCUUUUUAUCAAUGGCAAGAAAUGGAUAUUUCUGGUUAUCCUGCUGCUGCCCAUAGUCCUCUACAUUUUUUUUCUGAUUCGUAAGCCAUCGGCGAGCUCCUUACUGGUCAGGCUGCCGAUAGCACUGGCCGAUUAUAAAAACGACGACGUGAAAAUAAUAUUGCAAUCGACAUCGGACACUCGCCCUGCGCGGGAUAUAGCCAAUGCCUACCAAGAGCUGGCCCAGCAACACUGCACCGUGGAAAGAGUAAGCCAGAAUAUAAAUGACUACAUCGGCCCGGGCCAGGAAACGCCCCAAAGGAUGUACGAAAUGAAGCGCAGUCUUAUAGCAGCAGUCACCGUCGACCAAGAGACGAUCGCCUGGUGUAGAUAUAGUCUUUUCUUGCAUAGUGCUCCUCUUUCGCUCAACCUCGCAUUCAAUGCCAUGGCCAAAGCGCUGGUGGGCCCCGAGGCGAGCAUAGAGGUAACCAAUGCCCCCUAUAAAGGCUCGAAUGCACACGGAUAUGACGCAAUUGAGUCUUUAAUCGCGGCCAUUUGUGUUUUGCUCUAUCUGUCCAUUGUCCUGGCGAUAUUCGCCAUCUUAGUGGCGCAGGAGAAGGCAUCGCAGAUACGGAUGCAGCAGCAGGUGUCCGGCGUGAACAUGGCCACCUACUGGCUGUCCCACUACAUCGCAGACUUGGUCCUCUACUUUGUGUUUUCGCUGGCACUGAUACUGGUGUUGCACGAGCUGUGCCAUCCCGGGGAUAUGCUGGCGAUCCUCAUGAUUAUCGGAGUGGCGGGUCUGCCCUUCACCUAUAUGAUGGCAUGCCUUUUCAGAGAUGCUGGCACUGCAGUGGUCAUAAUUACCAACUUUAACAUUCUGUUCGGUGCGGUUUUCGGCUUCUUCAUGGCAUUGACAUGGGGGUCAAUUGAUAUACCUUUAAAGAUGUUGUGGAUACGGUUAUUCUACCUUUAUCCUGUGUUUACUGGCCUCUUUGCGGUCGCAAAAUGCUUCGUAAGGAAAAAGUGCAAUUUUGAACAAAUUCCAUUUGAGCAGUUCGAUGAUUUAGAUGCCGGUUUCGAACCGCCUGAAUCGUUAUGUACUCCCGGAAACACCUUUACGGCGGACUGCUCUUGCAUGGACCUUCUGGACUGGGUGGAGGUGAGGUAUCUGCUUAUUUCUGGCAUUAUCUACUUGUUGCUGCUGAUAUUCGGCGAGUACAGUAAAAUGUUGUGGCAUGGCCUAAAACAUAUUUUUGGUUGUUGUUGUAAAAAAAAUGUGACAAUCAACGAUGCAGAUGUGGCUGCUGCGGCCGAAGGGAUAAGCAAAAUGUCGAGCGAGGAUCGCCAGGAGCAUGCUUUGGUCCUGAACCGGGUCUCAAAGAGAUACUGCAGCCUGGCUGCCGUACGUGGAAUAUCCUUCGCUGUCAAACCGGGCGUGUGCUUUGGGCUGCUGGGUGCCAAUGGGGCCGGCAAAACGACAACCUUCAAGAUGAUUGUGGGCGACAUUGGCAUGACCAUGGGGAGUAUUCACGUCAGAGGCUGCAGCCUAAAACUCCGUCCCACGGCAGCGAGGAAGCACAUCGGCUACUGCCCCCAGCACGACACGCUCUUCGACUUCUGCACUGGCCGUCAAACACUCAGGAUCUUCCUUUUGCUGCGCGGCACACGCCGAAAUCUCAUCAAAGAAGCCACCGAAAAGUUGGCCUCUGAAUUUGGCUUUUUUGUGCACCUUGACAAAAAGGUCAAAUACUACAGUGGCGGCACCAAGCGAAAGUUGAACGCGGCAGUGGCCGGCGAGGGCUCAUCGCUCAUUUGUCUGGACGAGCCCAGCUCUGGGGUCGAUCCGGCGUCCCGGCGCCAUGUGUGGAACGUCCUCUCCUCCCUGCGGGACAAGGGGAAGGCGGUGGUACUUACCUCUCAUAGCAUGGAAGAGGUGGAGGCCCUGUGCACGCAAUUGGCCAUUAUGGUGGAUGGUCAGAUUCACUGCCUGGGAUCGCAGCAGCGCAUCAAGAACAAGUUUGCCCAGUGUCUGGUGCUCAAGUUACACGUGGAGACGAGCCCGGAAAGCAUGGCGCACACUCUACAGAAGAUAAAGACUCAAAUGGAAUCGGACUUUCCCACGGCAUCGCUAGAGGAAGAGUUCGGUGGCAGGCUCACCUACCACAUUCCCACGGCUAAGCUGCGAUGGUCGAAGGUAUUCUCGUACGUUGAGAGGAACCGCAGCCCUUGGAAGGUGGCAGACUACUCUCUGACGCAGCCGUCGCUAGAAGAUGUAUUUCUGGACAUUGCCAAGAAGAAAGCGAACGAAAGGAAUCAACGAAAUAAUCAGAAGAAGCAAUCGCAGAGUCGUGCUUCGAAAUCUGAUAAAGAUAAUAAUAAAUAAAUG
Molecule: messenger RNA, 5389 nt
Organism: Drosophila obscura
Lineage: Eukaryota; Metazoa; Arthropoda; Insecta; Diptera; Drosophilidae
Product: phospholipid-transporting ATPase ABCA3-like
Exons: 8
Coding region: 395-5386 (1663 amino acids)
Biological process (GO): transmembrane transport; lipid transport
Cellular component (GO): intracellular membrane-bounded organelle; membrane
Molecular function (GO): ATP binding; ABC-type transporter activity; lipid carrier activity
Source: RefSeq, a predicted model, not a curated record